Molecule: messenger RNA, 3448 nt
Organism: Catharus ustulatus (Swainson's thrush)
Lineage: Eukaryota; Metazoa; Chordata; Aves; Passeriformes; Turdidae
Gene: PFKM
Product: phosphofructokinase, muscle
Exons: 23
Coding region: 277-2751 (824 amino acids)
Biological process (GO): canonical glycolysis; fructose 6-phosphate metabolic process; fructose 1,6-bisphosphate metabolic process
Cellular component (GO): 6-phosphofructokinase complex; cytoplasm; membrane
Molecular function (GO): ATP binding; identical protein binding; AMP binding
Source: RefSeq, a predicted model, not a curated record
UGGGGCCGUGACCCUGCAGGGGGUCACUCUGUGGGGCUGUGACCCUGCAGGGGGUCACUCUGUGGGGCUGUGACCCCGCAGGGGCUCACUCUGUGGGGCUGUGACCCCGCAGGGGCUCACUCUGUGGUGGGUGGUCAUUCUGUGGGAGUUGUUGCCCUACAGAGGGUUACCCUGCGGGGAGGGUCACACUAUAGGGAGUCACUCUGUGUGUGUAGGUCAUCCUAUAGGGGGUCACCCUGUGGGAGGGCGUGCUACCGCAUAGGGCAUCACCCUGUGAUGAUGUCAUCCUGUAGGGGGUCAUUCUGUGUGUGUAUCCCAUUACAGCUACUCCCUGCAGUCGAUCCCAUCACAGUCGAUCCCAUUACAGCUGAGCCUAUUCCGGUUUCUCCCUAUGGCAGGAAAAUGUCCCCGAGCCCCGUGGGACCCCGGCACUCCGAGACCCUGGGGGUCGGCAAAGCCAUCGCCGUCCUCACCUCCGGGGGAGACGCGCAGGGGAUGAAUGCGGCCGUGCGCGCCGUGGUGCGCGUGGGGAUCUACACCGGGGCCAGGGUGUUCUACGUGUAUGAGGGCUACCAGGGGCUCGUGGACGGCGGCGAGCACAUCAAGGAGGCCACGUGGGAGAGCGUGUCCAUGAUGCUGCAGCUGGGCGGCACGGUGAUCGGCAGCGCGCGCUGCCAGGAUUUCCGCACGCGCGAAGGACGGCUCCGCGCCGCGCGGAACUUGGUCAAGCGCGGCAUCACCAACCUGUGCGUGAUCGGCGGCGACGGCAGCCUCACCGGCGCCGACACCUUCCGCGCCGAGUGGGGCGGGCUCCUGGCAGAUUUGGUGAAAACCGGUGGCAUCACGGCAGAGGAGGCUCAGCGCUCGAGCCACCUGAACAUCGUGGGCAUGGUGGGCUCCAUUGACAACGACUUCUGCGGCACUGACAUGACCAUCGGUACCGACUCGGCGCUGCACCGCAUCAUGGAGAUCGUGGACGCCAUCACCACCACGGCGCAGAGCCACCAGAGGACUUUUGUGCUGGAGGUGAUGGGGCGGCACUGCGGGUACCUGGCACUGAUCACAGCCCUGGCCUGCGGCGCCGAUUGGGUUUUCAUCCCCGAGUCACCCCCUGAGGACGACUGGGAGGAGCACCUGUGCAGGAGGCUGGCUGAGACCCGUGAUGGCGGCUCCAGGCUCAACAUCAUCAUCGUGGCCGAGGGCGCCAUCGACAAGCAGGGCAAGCCCAUCACCUCGGAUGAGAUCAAGGCCCUGGUGGUGAAACGUCUGGGGUAUGACACAAGGGUGACCAUCCUAGGCCACGUCCAGCGCGGGGGGACCCCCUCAGCUUUUGACCGCAUCCUGGCCAGCAGGAUGGGUGUGGAGGCUGUGAUGGCGCUGCUGGAGGCGACACCGGACACACCGGCCUGUGUGGUCAGUCUGUCCGGCAACCAGGCUGUGCGCCUGCCCCUCAUGGAGUGCGUCCAGGUGACCAAGGACGUCACCACAGCCAUGAACGAGGGACGCUUCGAGGAUGCGUUGAAGCUGCGGGGCCGGAGCUUCCAGAACAACUGGAACGUCUACAAGCUGCUGGCUCACAUCCGCCCGCCUGCCACCAAGAGCGGGUACACGGUGGCCGUGAUGAACGUGGGCGCUCCGGCAGCGGGGAUGAACGCGGCCGUGCGGUCGACUGUGAGGAUCGGCCUCAUCCACGGACACCGCAUGCUCGCUGUGCACGAUGGCUUUGAGGGGCUGGCCUUUGGGAUGGUGGAGGAGAUUGGCUGGAAUACCGUGGGCGGCUGGACAGGGCUGGGAGGAUCUAAACUGGGCACCAAGAGGACUCUGCCCAAGAAAUAUUUCGAGGAGAUCAGCACCAACAUCAGCAAAUUUGGGAUCCACGGGCUCAUAAUCAUCGGCGGCUUUGAGGCGUUCGUGGGUGGCCUGGAGCUGGUGGAGGGCCGGGCACGCUUUGAGGAGCUCUGCAUCCCCCUGUGCAUCGUCCCAGCCACCGUCUCCAACAACGUCCCCGGCUCUGACUUCAGCAUUGGCGCCGACACCUCCCUCAACACCAUCACCAAUACGUGUGACCUGAUCAAGCAGUCGGCUGCAGGCACCAAGCGCCGUGUGUUCAUCAUCGAGACCAUGGGUGGCUUCUGUGGCUACCUGGCCACCAUGGCCGGGCUGGCGGCUGGCGCCGACGCCGCCUACAUCUUCGAGGAGCCCUUCAGCAGCCGCGACCUGCAGGCCAACGUGGACCACCUGACAGAGAAGAUGAAAACCUCGGUGAAAAGGGGGCUUGUGCUCAGGAACGAGCGCUGCAAUGAGAACUACACCACAGAUUUCAUCUACAACCUCUACUCCGAGGAGGGCAAAGGGGUCUUUGACUGCCGGAAAAAUGUCCUGGGGCACAUGCAGCAGGGAGGCAGUCCCACCCCUUUCGACCGUAAUUUCGGCACCAAGAUGGGCGCCAAGGCUGUGGCCUGGAUCACCGGGAAGAUCAAGGAGUGCUCCCGGCAUGGCCGGAUCUUUGCCAACACGGCCGACUCGGCGUGCCUGCUGGGGAUGCGCAAGCGCAGCCUGAUGUUCCAGCCCAUCACUGAGCUGCGCCAGCAGACGGAUUUCGAGCACCGCAUCCCCAAGGAGCAGUGGUGGCUGAAGCUGCGGCCCAUCCUCAAAGUCCUGGCCAAGUACAACAUCGAGCUGGACACGUCGGAGACGGCGCAUCUGGAGCACCUGACCCGCAAGGUCCUGGUCCCUGAAGCCACCGUGUGACAGGAACAGUGGCCACUGCCAGCCCUGAGAAACCCCAAAAAUCCCUGUUUCCCACAGCCUUUUGAGGCUUUUCAGGGAUUUUAUGGGACUUUGAGAAGUGGUCAAGCAAUGGCAUGAUGAGUUGAUGGGUGGUGGAGGUUGAGGUUUUUAGGGUUAAGAGUCACAAAAUGGAGAUAUUUCAAUAAAUUCAGUGCUUAUCCAAGUGCUCCAGGUCUCUGUAAAUCCAUGGAAAGGCAAACCUGGAUUGCACUCCCCCCAAAUCCCUCCUGCUCCUCAGGAUUUCACUGCCCAGCAUAACAAAGAGGGAUAAAAGAGGUGGAAUUUCAGCAUUCGUCCCCAAGUUCCUCCCAGAAAAUAACAAGAGUUUUUAGCUGCUUGGUUUCACCUUGGAGAGCUGCUCUUCCAUUGGACCCUGGAACAGAUCCCCAAAAACCCCCCAAACCAACACCAAAGAGUGAAUUCCUGGUGGGAAACCUCAGGAAGAGCUUGAGGAGGUGGGAAAGAAGCCCUCAGCUCCAUGUGGAGCUCUCUGGAGAAAAUUUCCUUGGCCCACAAGAAUUCCAGUCCUGCAAAAGUUCAGAUCCAAACCUGGAUUUUUGAUUUUCAGCCAACACAUCCCACAGAAAUUCUCUGCAUCCCAACCUGGCCAGGGUCCUUCCUCAAAAGACAAUUUUCCUUUAAAUCCUUCCUUUCCCAA